AUGAGCUCCACCGCAAAACUCACGAAGAAGCAAAAGAAGGCGUUGGCCUUCCGCGAGCGCAAGGGCAAGGGCAAAGCCAAAUCCUUCGACGACCUCGACGAUGUUCCCGUUGCAGAGGAUCAAGAUCUUGCCGAAGCUGAAGCCGAUGAACAAGAGCUGCUGUGGAGGCCCCGACAGCGAGGAAGAGCGCACCAAGAAGCGGAAACGGGAGACAGACGGACCGGACCCCCAGAUGGAUGUGGUACGGGAAGGGGCGGCGACAGAAGAACGCCCGAAAGCGAAAAAGGCACGGAAAGUGUAGGAGAGAGCGGAGAGGAGGCGGGAGGGGAAGCAGGGAAGAAGUCGAAGGCGAAACCGGCGCAACGAUACAUCUUGUUUGUCGGAAAUCUCAAGUACGCAACCACCAAGGAGGCCGUUGAAGCGCAUUUUUCGAAAUGUGAUCCCCCGCCGUCGGUGCGACUCAUGACUCCGAAACUCACGGAAGGCUCGAAAGUGAAGGCGAAGUCUAAGGGUUUCGCUUUCGUCGAGUUCUCCCACCGGAACGCUUUACAGCAAGGACUGAAGAUGCACCAAUCUGAACUUGAGGGGCGAAAAAUCAAUGUGGAGCUCACGGCUGGUGGUGGAGGCAAGAGCGAGCAACGAAUCGAGAAGGUGAAGCAGCGCAACAAAGAGCUGCACGAGCAAAGGAAAAAUAUGGUCAUGAAGAGAAACAAUGCAGGGAAGAGCCAACAACACGACGACCAGGACGAAGACGUUCAGAUGGAACGUCCACAGCGGUACUCGACAACGUCAGGCGUGGACCAGGUCCCACUGAAGAAGCGUACAUGGUCGAUUCCUGAGAACGAGGACGAAGCUGCGCCAGGGAAGAAGAGGGGGAGCAAAAAGAGGAAGAAACGUCUUGCUAAACCUUUGGGUACGGGUGUCAACGCCAUUCCAGUUGGGUAG
Molecule: messenger RNA, 945 nt
Organism: Epithele typhae
Lineage: Eukaryota; Fungi; Basidiomycota; Agaricomycetes; Polyporales; Epitheliaceae
Exons: 5
Coding region: 1-945 (314 amino acids)
Molecular function (GO): RNA binding
Source: RefSeq, a predicted model, not a curated record